CUUCAUUUUUAUUAUCAAUUUCUGAGUUUAUUUUUUUUUUUUUUUUUCAAGCAUCAUGGUGCGCGGAGUUCUUGACGUGUUUGUGGGCACUGGCUCCAAUCUCAAAGACAUGGACAUCUUCACCAAGAUGGACCCUUACUGCGUCUUGUCAUGCGGUCGACAACGCCUCCGCACUGCCACACACUUCAAUGGCGGUCGAAAUCCCAUCUGGAACCAAACCCUGCAGCUCUCGAUCGAGGAAAACGUCACAGUCCUGCGCGUUGAGGUUUUUGACCAAGAUACAGUGACCGCCGACGACGUUGUGGGCGGUACCGACAUUUCGCUGGACGAGGUCUUCCGCACGGGCGCCGUCGACCGCUCGUUCGGCCUGUUCCGUCACAACGGCAAGACGGCCGGCACGGUUCGCCUGAACCUCAUCUUUACGCUGAACGGCAGGCUCGCCCCUCAACAGUAUGCUGCUCCCCAGCAGUAUGCUGCUCCCGGCACAACCACCACCACCACCUACUACUACCCGAACGCCGGCUACGCUGCGCCGCCCCCUCCAGUCAUUCCCGCGCAGCCAGUGUACUACCAACAACCGCCGACCACCACGACCACAUACAUUACGCCCACCACAACGACGUACAUUGCGCCGCCGACCACAACCACCACGUACGUGACGACGCCAACUGUGACGUAUGUCGAUCCGUACUACGAUCCGUACAGCACGACCAACGUCGUGUUCCUGGGAUCGGGUCGCCACCACCACCAUCACUACGGCUACGGCGGGCGCUACGGCGGGCGCUACUACUACUGAGUAUCUCUUCAACUGAACUACUCGUUUGUUUUUUGCUGAAGGAGCCACUGUUUUUCCAUCUUGACCUGGAACCGGUAGAGCCGGUUGAUUGGCACGGAUGUAUGUCUGUAUAUACUGAUGUGUCUUUUGUGUGUGUUUGGAUUCUGUGGAAUCUAAACCCUGCAACGCUCGUCAUGUGAAGUUGCCGCAUUUGUUUUUGUUUUGCAUGAAUUCUUGCCCUUGUUGUUAGCCAUUAUACAUUUUUCCUAGUU
Molecule: messenger RNA, 1047 nt
Organism: Capsaspora owczarzaki ATCC 30864
Lineage: Eukaryota; Filasterea; Ministeriida; Capsasporidae
Exons: 4
Coding region: 56-796 (246 amino acids)
Source: RefSeq, a predicted model, not a curated record